UUGUCAGGAAACGUGUUCAUUUGCUACAUUUAUUUUUCAUAUAUUGAGCAGUUCAUAUCGCUUUCGAGUUUUGAAGAUAAAAAAACAAGAAUAAAUAUUUCAAUAUGCCUAACAAUGCUGAGAGCAAACUUGCGCUAGACCCGUGCGAUGUGAUCGUCUUCGAGGGACCAUUCAGCCGUUCGGUAAGCCGAAAGCUGGUCAUCAAGAACACCAGUAAGACCCAGCGAAUGGCCUUCAAGAUGAAGACCACCACUCCGAAACUGUUUUACGUGCGACCCAACAUCGGAGUUUUGGGGCCCGAGGAGAAGGUCACCGUCGACAUUUUCAUGCAGCCCAUGCUUCAGGAGCAGAUACAGAAGCGUCACAAGUUCCUUCUUCUAGCCGCCGACGCGACAGGUGACAUAACCGAUAUGCAGGAGUUCUGGAAGCUGCAGAGGCCGGAGGAUAUCUGGGACACCAAGAUCCAAUGUGAGCUGGUCCCAUCGAAGGAGGAGUUCCGUCAGGUGGGAGGUUCGGCUAGAUCCUCAAACGACAACAUGGAUGGCGAGGUCCAUUUCGAUGCCCAGGAGGCCAAUGAGCCGGUGGCCAAGUUGCUCAAGCAAGUCGGCUUUCUGGAGAGCGAGCGUCUGACCCUCAAAGACCAGAUCUACAAAUUGCGUGACCAGACUAUUGGAACCAGUCCUGGCCAAGCUAUUAUACGUCGUCCACGCCUAGGACGCUGCACUUUCUUCUACAUGGCCGCUGUUAUCGUCACUACAUUGGCCGCUUUGCUAGGCGCCUUUUAUGGCAAGAAUUUUUUGUGAUUUCCUUAUCAUGGCUGUUUUUAGAACGUGGGCCAGUAAAUUGCACCCAAAUUGUACGAAAAUUUGUUGUCAAUUAAACAGUUUGCCCUAAAUGA
Molecule: messenger RNA, 898 nt
Organism: Drosophila erecta
Lineage: Eukaryota; Metazoa; Arthropoda; Insecta; Diptera; Drosophilidae
Product: vesicle-associated membrane protein-associated protein A
Exons: 1
Coding region: 105-803 (232 amino acids)
Biological process (GO): endoplasmic reticulum membrane organization
Cellular component (GO): plasma membrane; endoplasmic reticulum membrane
Molecular function (GO): FFAT motif binding
Source: RefSeq, a predicted model, not a curated record